Molecule: messenger RNA, 1258 nt
Organism: Puntigrus tetrazona (Sumatra barb)
Lineage: Eukaryota; Metazoa; Chordata; Actinopteri; Cypriniformes; Cyprinidae
Product: gastrula zinc finger protein XlCGF8.2DB-like
Exons: 2
Coding region: 199-1062 (287 amino acids)
Biological process (GO): regulation of transcription by RNA polymerase II
Cellular component (GO): nucleus
Molecular function (GO): RNA polymerase II transcription regulatory region sequence-specific DNA binding; DNA-binding transcription factor activity, RNA polymerase II-specific
Source: RefSeq, a predicted model, not a curated record
GACCAGUCUCACCGUGUGCUCUCUUUUCUAUGUAGGAUGACGUAAUACAAGCUAAUAGAAAUGUUUUUUUAAUAAAUACAUAUAUAUAUAUAUUUUUGGAAUCUCGCCAAUAAAUACCCAUGAUAUUUUCAUCCUCAAAGUCGUGACGAAGUUUUGAAGCAAGCAGGAAUAGGAGGAGAAUCAUCUUCUGCUGUGAAGAUGGUGUUUGUUAAAGAGGAGAGUGAGGAGAACAUGAGAGAACCAGAAACAUGGAGAAUAAAACAAGAGGAACCAGAAAUAUUGAGAAUAAAACACGAGGAACCAGAAAGAUGGAGAAUAAAACACGAGGAACAAGGAGGGCUGAUGAAAGUGAAGGAAGAAAGACAAGAUCUAGAUGAAGUGGAGGAGGAACAUCACGAUGUGGAUGAAGAAAAGUCAGAGAGUUGCCGCGUUCAAAUAACAGACGUCAAAAGGCCUUUCAGCUGCUCUCAGUGUGGAUACCGUUACGGACAGAGAAGAAGCCUUAUUAAACACAUGAGAAUUCAUACGGGGGAAAAACCUUUCAGCUGCUCUCAAUGCGGAAACACUUUCACGUGUAAGAAAAACCUGAAGAAUCACAUGUUAAUUCACGCCGGGAUAAAGCCUUUUACCUGCUCUCAGUGUGGGAAGAGUUUUACCAGGAAAAGUCAACUUAAGGAUCACAUGCAUAUCCACUCUUCAGAAAAACCUUUCAGCUGCUCUCAGUGCGGAAAGAGUUUCACGCGUAAAACAAACCUUAAGACUCACAUGUUAAUUCACGAUGGAAUAAAGCCUUUCAGCUGCUCUGAGUGUGGAAAGACUUUCACUCAGAAAGGACACCUUAAGGAUCAUCUGGUAACUCACUCUUCAGAAAAGCCUUUCAGCUGCUCUCAGUGCGGAAGCACCUUCACUCGUAAAGCGGACCUUAAGAAGCACAUGUUAAUUCAUAACGGAAUAAAGCCUUUUACCUGCUCUCAGUGUGGGAAGAGUUUCACACAGAAAGUAAGCCUGAUGAAACACAUGAGAAUUCACAGCAGGGGAAAGCGUUAUAGCUGCUCUCAGUGAAGAACGAACACCUUACGUAUCACGUUAAUUCAUGCUGGAAUAAAAUGUUCACGUGCUGUCCGUGUGUAUGGAGUUUACAUUCAUUCAUUUUGCAGAUGCUUUUAUCUAAGUGACUUACAAUUUACAAAGCUAUAAAACAAUGUAAUAUGUUCUGUUUACAUACAACACACUAAUAAAUAUACCAUGUACGUUAAAA